GUCCCCGCUGCUCCUUAACGCUGCCACCUUCGUGCUGGCGGGCGAUGGCCCCCCCCGCGCUGGGAGGAGGGGUCCGGGCUGCGGCGCAAGCGAGCGGUGCUGGCGGUGCUGCUGCACUUCCUCGAGACCUACAAGGGGCUGCUGCAGGAGGAGGAGAGCGCGGGGAAGGUCAUCAAGGAGCUGUACCUGCUCAUCAUGAAGGACGCAUCCCUGUACCACGAGCUGGAGGAUGAGAUCCUGAAACUGCACCAAUUGGUGGAGACGGUGGAGCUGAAGGUCCCCGACGAGACCCCGCCCCCGAGCAAACAGGUGAAGCCGCUGUUCCGCCACUUCCGCCGCAUCGAUGCGUGCCUGCAGACGCGCGUAGCUUUCCGUGGCUCCGACGAGAUCUUCUGCCGUGUCUACAUGCCGGACCACUCGUACGUCACCAUCCGCAGCCGCCUCUCAGCCUCAGUGCAGGACAUCCUCACCUCCGUCACCGAGAAGCUGCAGUACUCAGAGGAGCAGAGCGCCCGCGACGAUGCGCUCAUCCUCGUCACCGUGGCCUCAUCCGGAGAGAAAGCCGUGCUGCAGCCCAGCGAGGAGUGCGUCUUCACCACGCUGGGCAUCAACAGCCACCUCUUUGCCUGCACCCGCGAUACCUUCGAGUCGCUGGUGCCGCUCCCGGAGGAGAUCCAGGUGGUGCCCGGGGACAGCGAGAUCCACCGCGUGGAGCCCGAGGACAUCGCCAACCACCUCACCGCCUUCCACUGGGAGCUCUUCCGCUGCAUCCACGAGCUGGAGUUUGUGGAUUACGUCUUCCAUGGGGAGCGCGGGCGGCGCGAGACGGCCAACCUGGAGCUGCUGCUGCAGCGGUGCAGUGAGGUGCAGCACUGGGUGGGCACGGAGCUGCUGCUCUGCGAGUCGCUGGGUCGGCGCGCACAUCUGCUCAAGAAGCUCAUCAAGAUUGCUGCCAUAUGUAAGCAGAACCAGGACAUGCUCUCUUUCUACGCCAUCGUCAUCGGGCUCAACAACGCCGCCAUCAGCCGCCUUCGGCUCACCUGGGAGAAGCUCCCAGGGAAAUUCAAGAAUUUGUUUCGGAAAUUCGAGAACCUGACGGACCCCUGCAGGAACCACAAGACCUACCGGGAGGUGCUGGCCAAGAUGAAGCCCCCUCUCAUCCCCUUCAUUCCUCUCAUCCUCAAAGAUCUGACCUUCUUGCACGAAGGCAGCAAAACCCUCCUGGAUGGGCUGGUCAACGUGGAGAAGCUGCACUGCAUCGCUGAGAAGGUGAGGACCAUCCGCAAGUACCGGAGCCGCCCGCUGUGCCUGGAGCUGGAGCCGUCCCCUAGCCAGUUGCAGACCAAGGCCUACGUGCGGCAGCUGCAGGUGAUCGACAACCAGAACCUGCUCUUCGAGCUGUCCUACAAGCUGGAGCCCGGUGGGCAGUGAGCGGCGCCCGCCCGCACUCUGCACUUUGCCCGGGGGGACCCUGGGGACUCCCCACCCCCCGUGGGGCCCCCUCUAUUUUUGUAUGUGUCCCUACGGCCCCGUCCCCGCUUCUGCCUGGGCCCUGGGCCCCAGAAUGUGUAUAUUUUGUACCAAAUGCGUCUUUAAUUGUAAAUUUAUUUUUUAAGAAAAGGAGGAAAAAGGAUUAAAAAAAAAA
Meleagris gallopavo (turkey) is the source of this 1645-nucleotide messenger RNA. The record is from RefSeq and is a predicted model, not a curated record. Lineage: Eukaryota; Metazoa; Chordata; Aves; Galliformes; Phasianidae.